Messenger RNA from Guyanagaster necrorhizus, 521 nucleotides. RefSeq lists its product as uncharacterized. NCBI's taxonomy places the organism in Eukaryota, Fungi, Basidiomycota, Agaricomycetes, Agaricales, Physalacriaceae. The transcript has a single exon. Bases 119 to 394 code for a protein of 91 amino acids. The record is from RefSeq and is a predicted model, not a curated record.
CGUACUGAGUUCAUUUUCUGCAAAUGAAGGGUAUUAUUAUGGGUCAUCUCACCAACAAACUCGCCAAAGUGAAAGAGGCGGGUCUGCAAGAUUUUCGCCGGUCAAGAACAAAGCCAGUAUGUCACGGAAAAUCAUACCAGCUCUUCAACGCCAUCGGAGUCUGGAGAGAGGCACAAUGGAUAUUAGCGUGUUAUUUUUGAUGGGGAUGAAAUUAUUCAUGGAUGUCGGGAGCAAGGAAGGCCAAGACUCUGAUGCCAUAUUACCCUCUCCUCCAUUUCCCUCCCUUCCACAACGGCAGACAAUUCCCACCAUAGUUGAGAAUGACCUCAACGCGCCCUACAGCUGCCAAUGGAAAACACCGCUCUUGGACCGUGGUCCUAAUACUAAGCGAUGAGAUGAUGAUAUCUUUUCAAGAUCUGCUCGACACAAUGAUAAUGGUGUCGAACCGCCUUGAUAAGAUAUUUACCAUGAAGAACUGAAUAGAAAUCAUAGCUAUGACGACUGGCCCCUCAGGUGGUGUU